Wasmannia auropunctata (little fire ant) is the source of this 2348-nucleotide messenger RNA. Its product is annotated as ankyrin-2-like. Gene Ontology annotation, biological process: regulation of gene expression. Lineage: Eukaryota; Metazoa; Arthropoda; Insecta; Hymenoptera; Formicidae. Bases 198 to 1952 code for a protein of 584 amino acids. The record is from RefSeq and is a predicted model, not a curated record. The transcript is spliced from 2 exons. Gene Ontology annotation, molecular function: protein binding. Gene Ontology annotation, cellular component: nucleus.
CUUUAUUACAACAUGGUGCAACUUACAACAUUGAGAAUAAAGAAGGCAAAACACCUAUUAAUCUUUCCAAGAAUCAGAAAGUUGCUAACUUCCUGAAAUUAGUUGAAGAAUUGUUUAAAGAUACAAAAAAAGGGAAUACAUUAUUGCAAGUUGCUGUAGCUAAUGGACACAAAAAUGUCGCGAGUAAAUUGUUAGAAAUGCUGAAAGAGCUACCUCCAGUUCAAUCACAGUCUAGCCCUGAAUGUGAGUUGGAUCAACUUGAAAAGCUUAAAUGUGCUGCAGAGCUGCAUAUUUCUUAUUCUAAGAUUUACCUUCGUAUGUUGCGGAGAAUGUUGCAAGUGUUGCAUCCAUAUGACUCGGAAAAGAAUACUUCUCCUUGGAACACUCUUAAGGAAGGUUCUUAUUACCUAGGAAAUGCAUAUAGCUUAGUUCAGAUAUAUAAAGAUUGUGUACUUGGUUCGAUAGAUAAUAAAAGCAUACAGUCAGUAAAUGAUAUGCUGGUAACGCUAGAAUUUGAUCGAAAACACAUAACGUAUGGGUAUACAGAUGAAGCUUACGGUGGGGAAACUAAAUGCUUCGUUUCCAAAGGGCAAGGCACAAAAUAUUAUGAGUUAUUGCAUAGUGAGUUAAAGAAAGAUGUAAGAUCGUUCAUAGAAAUGGUUGAACUUAAUAUUGAUAUUCCUGUACAAAGGUUUUUAGAGUCAAUCAAGCAGAGAUUACAGUCUUUUUCUGAAAAGUUACUUGAGGCCAUGGAAAAUGACAAUCUUUUAGCAGUCGAGAAUUGCAUCAAAAGGGGGGUGGUUGUCAACUUCAAAGAUACCGAUGGAAGAACAUCGUUACACUAUGCCGUUAACAAUGGUAACAUAGAUAUUGUAAGCAUCUUAUUAAAAAAUGGAGCUGAAGUUACUGAAAUUACCAACAAGAGCAAUACGCCAUUACAUAUAGCUUCUUCCAAAGGUUUCAAAGAAGUUGUUGAAGUUUUAUUACAAUAUGUAAAUCGUGAUAAAGUAAAUGGCUUUAUUGAUGCUAAAACAGCUUCUGAUGAUACUACAUCACUUCAUGUUGCGGCUAAAAAUGGCUUCUUAGAAGUUGUAAAAUCUUUAUUACAACAUGGUGCAACUUACAACAUUGAGAAUAAAGAAGGCAAAACACCUAUUAAUCUUUCCAAGAAUCAGAAAGUUGCUAACUUCCUGAAAUUAGUUGAAGAAUUGUUUGAAGAUACAAAAAAAGGCAAUGUUGAAAUUAUCAACAAGUUAAAGGCAGUAAAGCAAGAUGAGUUUUUAGCUGUAACAAGAGCUCUUAAUAAUCAAGGGAAUACAUUAUUGCAAGUUGCUGUAUCUAAUGGACACAAGAAUGUCGCGAGUAAAUUGUUAGAAAUGCUGAAUGAUCCAGUUCAAUUACAGUUUAGCCCUGAAUGUAAGUUGGCUCAACUUGAAAGUCUUAAAUGUGCUGCAGAGCUGCAUAUCCAUUUUUCUGAGCAUUGCCUUCCUUCGUUACUGAGCAUGUCGCAAUCAUAUGGCUCGAAAAAGAAUACUCGUUGGAAAACUCUUAAGAAAGGUUCUUAUUACCUGUUACAUGCACAUCAUUUAGUUCAGCUAUACAAUUGUGUAUCUGGUUCGAUAGAUAAUAAAAGCAUACAGUCAAUAAAUAAUGUGCUGGUAACACUAGAAUUUGAUCCAAAACACAUAACGCGAGGGUAUACAGAUGAAGCUUACGGUGGGAAAGCUGAAUGCUUCGUUUCCAAAGGGCAAGGCACAAAAUAUUAUGAGUUAUUGCAUAGUGAGUUAAAGAAAGAUGUAAUAUCGUUCAUAGGAAUGGUUGAAAUUGAUAUUGAUAGUUCUGUAAAAAUGUUUUUAAAAUCAAUCAACCAGAGAUUACAGUUUGCUUUUUCUUCAGUUAAAAAUUUACAAGACAUUAAUAUAGAAAGUGAAGUUAAAAGCUUAAAACUUUGAAUAAUACUAUUGAAAUGUUUAUAUAAAAGUAAAACCUAAGUUAUUGUUAUAUUAUACUUAAAUCAUAAUACCUGGGUUUCAGCAAGCUAUAGAAUAAAAUUAAGGGAAAGUAGAUAUAGAAAAAAAUACGAAUUUUUGGUAUAUGGGCUACUUCAUACUCCAAAUCACAGCUACAAGUUUACCAUUUGAUUCUAUUAGGUAUCUUUAUUGCGUUAAAAGAGAGUGUGUAUAAAUACCUGAAUUUAUUACAGAAACUUAAACAUUGCAAGAUAAUAAAAAUAUUAUAUUUAAAAUAGUUUGACUUAUAUUAUAUAUCGACUAUGUUUUACACUUUCGACUGUACACAUUUAUAUGGAAAAAUAUAAAUAAAUAAAUGCAAUAUAUAUAUUAUAAAAA